This is a messenger RNA of Mus musculus (house mouse), 7003 nucleotides long. RefSeq names its product rhodopsin (gene Rho). NCBI's taxonomy places the organism in Eukaryota, Metazoa, Chordata, Mammalia, Rodentia, Muridae. The record is from RefSeq and is a predicted model, not a curated record. Gene Ontology annotation, biological process: absorption of visible light; visual perception; G protein-coupled receptor signaling pathway. The coding region runs from base 2754 to 3686 and encodes 310 amino acids. Gene Ontology annotation, cellular component: photoreceptor inner segment membrane; photoreceptor outer segment; photoreceptor inner segment. The transcript is spliced from 6 exons. Gene Ontology annotation, molecular function: G protein-coupled receptor activity.
CAGGGCUGAGCAGGGCAGGCGCAGCGAGGAGCUAACUGCUGCUUCUCUCUCGUUCAUUUGUCUGCUGCCCUGAGACGCCACAGCACCUAAUAAGAGCAUGUUAUGUGUAGCAAACAUUAGGCCUGUAAGGAAGGAAAGGAGUGACGUCCCUUGACGUCCUCAGCUAGGCUGUGGUGACACAAGCAAGAGGACUAAGCCACAGGUGAGGAGAAAGGGGGGGGGGGGUCUGCUGACCCAGCAACACUCUUUCCUUCUGAGGCUUAAGAGCUAUUAGCGUAGGUGACUCAGUCCCUAAUCCUCCAUUCAAUGCCCUGUGACUGCCCCUGCUUCUGAAGGGCCAACAUGGCUACAGCUAGCUCCAGAGACAGCUUUUCAGGGCCCCAGCAUCCAAGCAUCUCACAGUUCUCCACUGACCACACUCCUGUGCAGCACUGGGCUUUUCAAUGCCCCUGACUUGAAGAGAACUCAAACUGCAGGUCAACUAGACUCUGCAAACUUCACCUGUGCUGGGGGUUCCUAGCCUGUGGGGACAGUGUAUCUUGAAUACCUGCUGCUAUGGACCAAGAGCUGAACACACAGACAAACAGGCUCAGCUGGCCGGCAUUCUGGAACCACAAAUGAGUGUGGAUGAGCAGGAGGGCAACAAAAUGGUCUGGGUGUUGUCAACACAGUCAGUAAACAAUGCACGCAGUGGGGCUGGGCCCUGAUGUGGAGCUAGGUGGGGUUGGCUCUCCUUGGAAACCUGAAGGGAGAAGGAGAGGGAGCGAGAUGAUGAGGUUUAUCAGCCUGCAGAGGCAGGGGGUCAGGAAGGAGUGCCACUGUACUGACCCAGGACCUCUGUGGGACAUCAAGCCAUGCCAAGGAGCCAUGGAGCCUCGAUUGCACUGGCAGGGACAGGUUGUGAUGCCCCAGAGUCCCCAGACCCAGCAAACAGAGGCCCAGAGUGGGAAGUGGAGCUUUCCAGGGUAUCGGGGUGACUCAGAGACACAGGGUAGAAUCUGCCUUGGGUGCUCACUGCCCUAUCUGAGUCCACAUGGCUCAGUCCCCAGGCCCUGUUCUCUAGUGACUGUUGCUUUGAUGAGGUAGAGACAGGCAGCCCUCUUCUAAGAACUAUGUUUUGAUGGGGGACUCAGAGUUGGGGUGGGGUGGCAAUGAAAUUCUGUAGACUGUGUGGUUAUAACCCUGGCUGUUACUAGCUAGUUCUGUGACCUUGGUGACCCACUUCAGACUCUAGGCCUCAGCCUCUGUAAGUGCAGAUACACAGCGCCAAUCAGCCGAUGACUUCUAACAAUACUCUUAACUCACACAGAGCUUGUCUCACUGAGCCAACACCCUGUACCCUCAGCUCAGUGACGGCUUUCAACCUGUGGGGCUGCCUCUGUUACCCAAGUGAGAGAGGGCCAGUGCUCCCAGAGGUGACCUUGUUUGCCCAUUCUCUCCCUGGGUCAGCCAGUGUUUAUCUGUUGUAUACCCAGUCCACCCUGCAGGCUCACAUCAGAGCCUAGGAGAUGGCUAGUGUCCCCGCGGAGACCACGAUGAAGCUUCCCAGCUGUCUCAAGCACAAGCUGGCUGCAGAGGCUGCUGAGGCACUGCUAGCUGGGGAUGGGGGCAGGGUAGAUCUGGGGCUGACCACCAGGGUCAGAAUCAGAACCUCCACCUUGACCUCAUUAACGCUGGUCUUAAUCACCAAGCCAAGCUCCUUAAACUGCUAGUGGCCAACUCCCAGGCCCUGACACACAUACCUGCCCUGUGUUCCCAAACAAGACACCUGCAUGGAAGGAAGGGGGUUGCUUUUCUAAGCAAACAUCUAGGAAUCCCGGGUGCAGUGUGAGGAGACUAGGCGAGGGAGUACUUUAAGGGCCUCAAGGCUCAGAGAGGAAUACUUCUUCCCUGGUUAGCCUCGUGCCUAGGCUCCAGGGUCUUUGUCCUGCCUGGAUACCUAUGUGGCAAGGGGCAUAGCAUUUCCCCCACCAUCAGCUCUUAGCUCAACCUUAUCUUCUCGGAAAGACUGCGCAGUGUAACAACACAGCAGAGACUUUUCUUUUGUCCCCUGUCUACCCCUGUAACUGCUACUCAGAAGCAUCUUUCUCACAGGGUACUGGCUUCUUGCAUCCAGAGUUUUUUGUCUCCCUCGGGCCCCCAGAAUCAAAUUCUUCCUCUGGGACUCAGUGGAUGUUUCACACACGUAUCGGCCUGACAGUCAUCCUGGAGCAUCCUACACAGGGGCCAUCACAGCUGCAUGUCAGAAAUGCUGGCCUCACAUCCUCAGACACCAGGCCUAGUGCUGGUCUUCCUCAGACUGGCGUCCCCAGCAGGCCAGUAGGAUCAUCUUUUAGCCUACAGAGUUCUGAAGCCUCAGAGCCCCAGGUCCCUGGUCAUCUUCUCUGCCCCUGAGAUUUUUCCAAGUUGUAUGCCUUCUAGGUAAGGCAAAACUUCUUACGCCCCUCCUCGUGGCCUCCAGGCCCCACAUGCUCACCUGAAUAACCUGGCAGCCUGCUCCCUCAUGCAGGGACCACGUCCUGCUGCACCCAGCAGGCCAUCCCGUCUCCAUAGCCCAUGGUCAUCCCUCCCUGGACAGGAAUGUGUCUCCUCCCCGGGCUGAGUCUUGCUCAAGCUAGAAGCACUCCGAACAGGGUUAUGGGCGCCUCCUCCAUCUCCCAAGUGGCUGGCUUAUGAAUGUUUAAUGUACAUGCGUGGUGCGGAGCCCCUUCGAGCAGCCGCAGUACUACCUGGCGGAACCAUGGCAGUUCUCCAUGCUGGCAGCGUACAUGUUCCUGCUCAUCGUGCUGGGCUUCCCCAUCAACUUCCUCACGCUCUACGUCACCGUACAGCACAAGAAGCUGCGCACACCCCUCAACUACAUCCUGCUCAACUUGGCCGUGGCUGACCUCUUCAUGGUCUUCGGAGGAUUCACCACCACCCUCUACACAUCACUCCAUGGCUACUUCGUCUUUGGGCCCACAGGCUGUAAUCUCGAGGGCUUCUUUGCCACACUUGGAGGUGAAAUCGCCCUGUGGUCCCUGGUGGUCCUGGCCAUUGAGCGCUACGUGGUGGUCUGCAAGCCGAUGAGCAACUUCCGCUUCGGGGAGAAUCACGCUAUCAUGGGUGUGGUCUUCACCUGGAUCAUGGCGUUGGCCUGUGCUGCUCCCCCACUCGUUGGCUGGUCCAGGUACAUCCCUGAGGGCAUGCAAUGUUCAUGCGGGAUUGACUACUACACACUCAAGCCUGAGGUCAACAACGAAUCCUUUGUCAUCUACAUGUUCGUGGUCCACUUCACCAUUCCUAUGAUCGUCAUCUUCUUCUGCUAUGGGCAGCUGGUCUUCACAGUCAAGGAGGCGGCUGCCCAGCAGCAGGAGUCAGCCACCACUCAGAAGGCAGAGAAGGAAGUCACCCGCAUGGUUAUCAUCAUGGUCAUCUUCUUCCUGAUCUGCUGGCUUCCCUACGCCAGUGUGGCCUUCUACAUCUUCACCCACCAGGGCUCCAACUUCGGCCCCAUCUUCAUGACUCUGCCAGCUUUCUUUGCUAAGAGCUCUUCCAUCUAUAACCCGGUCAUCUACAUCAUGUUGAACAAGCAGUUCCGGAACUGUAUGCUCACCACGCUGUGCUGCGGCAAGAAUCCACUGGGAGAUGACGACGCCUCUGCCACCGCUUCCAAGACGGAGACCAGCCAGGUGGCUCCAGCCUAAGCCUGGCCAGAGACUGUGGCUGAAAGUAGGAGUCUCCUGUCCCCACACACCCCAGCCACAGCCCCCACCAGGAGCAGCACCCGUUGGGAUGAGGUCAUGCAGGCUCCCUCAGUGUUCUUUUCUUUGUUUUUAAUGAAUUCAUGAAAGCAAAAUGAGGCUCCCCACUCAAUGGGGACAGCUUGACAAAGGGCAUCCAUCCACCAAGACCAUCCUCAACCUGGAGUCCCCAAUUCCCGGGGGGCCAGCGGGAUCUGUACCCCUCCCUCAGCUUGUCUAUCAGGAACAUGACAAGUGUCCCGGCUUAGGGCUAAAUGUCUAGGACAGAAUGGAACACAUAGUAGCUGAUUAAUAAAUGCUAGCUGGAUGAAGGGAGGAAUGAGUGACUGACUGAGUGGAUAUAUGAGUGAAGGGAUUAAUGGAAGGGAACAUGGAUGUCCUCAGGUGCCCAACCUGGCAGAUCCAGUCAUGUCUGGCUGGAAUCUAUAAGCAGUUUUACAUACCUGCCCUGGUUUUCUCUGCCCCCACCCCCACCCCAGUUGGAUCUCCCAAAUCCAGGGCCCUGAUAGAAUAUGGCUGCUUCAAAGACAGAGAGAUGAGGGGAGGGAGGGGGGAGGGAGAGAGGGAGGGAGGGAGACACAGAGAGGGAAUAUGUGUGAUGCGUGUGUAUGUGUGUAUGUGUGUGUGUAAACACUUUGUAUAUAAAGAGUACAGCUGGUAGUUAUGUUACAAGUAACACCGACUAAUAUAAUUAAUUAACCAUCCUAAUGGUCUCUGCUUGUUAGUGACUGCUUGGGAAUUAGGCAGGGCCCAAGCACUCAGAUAAGGUAUUUCCCUCAGCCUCAGUAGGCUUUUGCAAAUGACCCAGGCCUUCAGGCCUGUGCAGGGCUAGAGCUGGAUUACAGAGAUAAAUGACAGUGACAGCAACGUGAGCUGCAGCCCUUAGGACUGAGAAAGCAUCGAGACCAGGGGUCUCCGGCAAGGCCUAGGUCCUCCCUUCAGUAUGGAAACCUUGCCUCAUGUCUCUCAGCCUCCUUGGCCUGUGGAGAUCCAGCCCUUCCUCUUGGCUUCUGGAUACAUUUGCUCUUCUACACCAGCAACCAAGUGGCAACAGUUCCAGGCCAGUAUGGAGUUUUAGAAGCCAUGCCAAUAUGCCCACCUUCAGGGAGCAGCUGAGUCCUUGAUGCCACCCUUGUUCUGAAGAGUUCAGAAACACAGUGCAAGACAUGACCAGGCCUCAUCCUUAGGAUGCUCAUGGAUCCAGUUCUUAGCUCCCUUGUUGGAUAUGCUGUUUUCCUUGGCCUUUGGUCUUUUCUUUAUCCCAGAGGGUUUUGGCUUUAAGGCCAACAGGAACUAUGGGGUACCAGAAUUGAGCAGCCUCAGUCUGCAUCCCUCCUCUAUAGAACCACAGCUGGGCCCUCAGCAGGCCCAACUCUGCAUGGGGACAGAGGCAUUAAAAGCUCAGCUCCUACACUUGGUGGCAGUGGUGGUCUGUUGCUCUCAAGCUCUUUCAAAAUGGAUGGAAACUGGGACGCUUCCCUGACCCCUGGUUAUGAAAGACUAGACUGUGUGGGGACAAACAGUCCAGAGUCCCGGGGAAUGUGAUAGAGCAGCUCCAUCAUUUUUAGAAACCCAAUUUGAGGCAGUAUAGAGAGAUGGUGACCUCUAUAAGCCUCUGUAUCUGCAAAGAGGAGCUUAGACCUGCCCUUGAGGGGAUUAUAUGAGAUUUAAGGGACUUAUGUGGCCAGCCUACUUCCUGGCAUGCUGAAGACAUUGGCACACUCUGGUAUUCUAGACCUUGGCUCAGAGCUGCCUUUACUAGGAUACUGUCACUUAGCAAAAGAAUGGGAUGGAGCCUCAGAUGUGGAGUGACACCAUCUUCCAAGAAGGAAAGGGUGCCAGGGUCUGGGAUGAAAGCCCUUUGGUGCUAUGUUGGGCAAGGGCGAGUGCCAGCAAGGGGUUAUUUGCUUGCUCUCUCCAUCAGUGAUGAGGUUCCAUUUGGUCACAAGAAAUUCACCCCAAUUGCUGAAACAGAGGCUGACUAUUGGCUUAUAGGCAUGAAACCCCACUCCCCUCCACUUCAGGCUGGCUAGAUUAAAAGCUCAGACCUGUGACCCCUUGUGUCUCUCUUCUGUGUUGACUUCACUCACAGGCCUAACCUCAGAGGUGUCUGUAGCAGUCCCAGGGCCAGACACCCUUCCAGAAAGGGGCUUUCCUUCCCUUUAUAAUCGUGGUGACAGGUCAGAUUCUUAUUGGGCAGACCUAAGUUACCUGAUUAUCCUUAAGCCAAUCAUCAUGUCUAAGACAGAGAUUCAUUUGAUUGGCCAGGGCUGAGUCACUUGUUUACCUCUAAGUCAAUCAACAGGCCUGAGAUGGAGAGUCAUCUUCUGAUUAGCUAGACCUGGGUCACCUGAUCACCUCUAAGCCAACCACUAUGUCUGAUAUAGGGCUCCCUCAUUUGUAAUGUGUUCCCACACUACAAGAUAAAGUUGACUCCACAUAGUUAAGGAGCCUGUAGGAUGUGUUCCCCAAAAGCAAACAGGGGAACAGGAUCAGGACCAGCCCUGAGGGGUGGGGACUGGGAUGUGCUAGACAAGGCUCCGGGGUGUCAUGGAUGAAGGGGAUUCCAUGGCUGCCACACCUCUGGUUGUCUCUCAUGCUUUAUGGGCCAGGAGUGCCUGUUGGAAGGCUACUUUAGCUGCCUGGCCUUGACCUCCCUCACUCCUCCAUGCCCAGUUCACUUGUCCUGUGGGGUGUCAUCUUUACUCCUGCCUUCUCCUGCCCGGGAAAAAUAACCCUUUAGAACCAGAAUGCUCUUGUCAGCCUCCCUCGACAGUCACUGUGAGUGUAGACAGAAGAGCUCCUGCCAUGAGCUGGGACCUGGAGUCCCCACAGGGUCACCUGCCAGGCUCCAAGCAAGCAGCCUUUGUGGAACAUACAACACACUCAGCCAAUCACAGGUCAGACAGGGCUGUCACCCCAAUAAAGAGACACCUGGGUUACCAGGUAACCUGAGGUGCCCCAGAGAAACACAGUGCCAGUCCCAGGGUAAGUCCCUAGACUACACAGGCCACAGCUCUGAGCUGAAAGUGAGAGACACCUUAGCUGGUGGAGGCUUUAUUUCUGUAUUUGUUUCCACCCACGGUCACUUUACCUCUGAGAAACAUUGAGGGUGACCCCAGAUAUAUAGGGAAUUAAAUAGGAACACAAGUCAAAUAUCUACUGAUAAUCAUAAAGAAACCUAAUGUGAAGUAAGUCUUUGAUAUAUAUAUGCAAUUUUACAAUUGAUUAAAGAUGAAAAUAAAUUUGCAUUCUAAUGA